AUGUUCUGCCAAAAGUGUCGGCAGCCGCUGAAGCUGGACGGGUCUCUCGAAGGCCUAAAUCCGGCUGCUUACGAUCUUCUCAUAUCAGCAACCACGCAACAACCAUCCAAGCGACAAACCGAGCCCCGAUCCUCGCUUUUACAAUCACAGGAGCAAGCUAGAAAAUCUCUCUACGAUCGAGUAUCGCAAAACUCGACCCAGCCAACGUUCAAACGACAUCAUGGAGGCAAUCCACGCGACUCGACCAUGUCAUUCAUCUACCUGACUGAGUCGCAGGUUGGUCAUCCACAACCAACAGCUAAGGAGUCGCCCCCAGCUCCGCCGCAACAGGCCAAGAGGUCAAAUUCCAAUCAAGAGUCUGUUUCAGCCAGCCAACAAUCUUCAAGAGGCGAUGAGAUGGAAAGAAUCAACAGAUUAUUCGAGAUUCUCUCCGCACGAUCCGACAUAGACCAUCCCGUUUGCGUAGAAUGCACAGAUCUCUUGAUAGAUGGACUACAAAGAAAGCUGGAGGCUUCGUCCAAGGAGCGAGAUGCAUAUGUACAACACCUUAGACAAGUUAAAACAGAACGGCCCGGUACAGACGAGAUCAAAUCUCGUCAAGAGCGCCUCAAAAAGGCUGAGAAGGAUAAAAUCGCUGCCAUGGAUAAUUUGCGACAGCUGGAGAAAGAAAAAGAUGCUCUCGACGAGGAGAUUUUGGCGCUUGAAGAAGAAUCCCGCCAGCUCGAUAAGGAAGAGGAGACAUUUUGGCGAGAACGAAAUGCUUUCGCGACGAAAAUGGCCGAUUUCCAAUCAGAACGGGACAGUAUCAACGCCAAAUACAGCCAUGAUUCCCAGCUGCUUGACAAGCUUCAACGGUCAAAUGUCUACAACGACACGUUUUGCAUCAGCCAUGAUGGCAGUUUUGCCACCAUCAAUGGGCUUAGACUCGGAAGACUGUCUAAUAAACCAGUGGAUUGGCCAGAGAUCAAUGCAGCCUGGGGUCAUGCUCUCCUGUUACUUGUCACCGUGGCCGAGAAGCUCGACUACAAAUUUCACGGAUACGAUCCGCAACCAAUGGGAAGUACGUCCAAAAUCAUUCGAUACGACGUGCCCAGUCCGUCGUCCAGUCGACUUGGCACCCGAGCCAUGCAGGCACCUCCGAAGAAACAUGUUUUGGAGCUGUACAGUUCUGGAGACAUGCCUUUGGGCCUGACAUUUAUGCACCGCAAGUUUGACAAUGCAAUGGUUGCCUUUCUGGACCUGGUAAGGCAGCUUGGUGCUCAUGUACAGAAACAGACGGAGCGGUCCAUGAACGUGCUCUCCCUCCCGUACAAAAUUGAAGGUGAUAAGAUUGGUGAGGUGAGCAUCAAGCUCGGAAUUGCACAAGAUGAUGGUUGGACAAAGGCAUGCAAGCUCACUCUCACAUGCUGCAAGUUCCUUCUAGCACACGCCAGCAAUGUUGGGUCACAUGCCAUGAGCACAAAUUCAUGA
This is a messenger RNA of Pochonia chlamydosporia 170, 1470 nucleotides long. RefSeq names its product beclin-1. NCBI's taxonomy places the organism in Eukaryota, Fungi, Ascomycota, Sordariomycetes, Hypocreales, Clavicipitaceae. The transcript has 2 exons. The record is from RefSeq and is a predicted model, not a curated record. The coding region runs from base 1 to 1470 and encodes 489 amino acids. Gene Ontology annotation, biological process: cellular response to nitrogen starvation; autophagy; autophagosome assembly. Gene Ontology annotation, cellular component: phosphatidylinositol 3-kinase complex, class III, type II; phosphatidylinositol 3-kinase complex, class III, type I; phagophore assembly site.